This is a messenger RNA of Lithohypha guttulata, 1608 nucleotides long. RefSeq lists its product as uncharacterized. Gene Ontology annotation, molecular function: oxidoreductase activity, acting on paired donors, with incorporation or reduction of molecular oxygen; iron ion binding; heme binding. Lineage: Eukaryota; Fungi; Ascomycota; Eurotiomycetes; Chaetothyriales; Trichomeriaceae. The transcript is spliced from 2 exons. The record is from RefSeq and is a predicted model, not a curated record. The coding region runs from base 1 to 1608 and encodes 535 amino acids.
AUGUAUCUCCCAAUACUUGGGCUCACCGUCAUCAAUGCUGGAGUGCUACACUGUCUCUCGAGGUACUCCACCACCUCGUUCUCACAUCUGAGCAACAGAUAUGUCUGGAUCAUCUCGGUCGUCCUGGCCUGGCUCAUGUAUACACUCGACUGGAUGAUCCUCUAUCCUCGUCUACGCAGCCACUUACGAAAGCUCCCCACCGUAAAGGCAGCCAACAUCCUAGGCGAACGUCCUCGAGGUAAGACGCCACUGGCGUGGUUCCAUCGGUAUCCAGAUGCCGAUGUGAUACAUAUGCAUGGGCUCUUCGGCAAGCAGGUUCUCUAUCCUGCCAGCCCAGAAGCACUUCGGGACAUAUUCUCGACCAACAGCUAUCACUGGGCGAAGCCAUGGGGCAUUCGCGCGUUUUUAGCUCGCAUUAUUGGAUUCGGCCUGAUAUUGUCCGAGGGAGAUGCUCAUCGCAACCAACGCAAGUUUCUGACGCCAGCUUUCAAUAUUCGCAACAUCAGAGCGCUAAGCAGCCUGAUGUGGAGCAAGACCAGUAUUUUCUUGGAUCAGUUGGAGAAGGAGAAUGAAGCCCAGGGAAGUGUUGAGAUCACGUACUGGGCUUCACGUCUGACACUUGACAUCAUCGGACCCGCGGCGCUCUCACGCGAUUUUCAGACCAUGACCAGCGCCGACGACCCCAUAGCACACGCCUUCAGAGAGAUCUUGGAGCCUUCCCCUGGGCUGGUCACGUUUAUGGUCUCGAACAUGUUCCUACCGCAAUGGCUGGCGACCCGUUUGCCAGUCCGCGCCAAUGAGAUAAUUGCAAAUCAAUGUUCACGAGUUCGUGAACAGUGCCGUAAUAUCCUGGUUGAAAAACGUGAUAACUUCAAGAAGCUCAAGGCUGCCGAAGAAGGUCGAGAAGAUGACAUAUUGCAGCACAUUAUGUCAACUGGUCAAUUCGGCGAUGAGGAAAUCAUUGAGCAAAUGCUUACGUUCCUGGCUGCCGGCCACGAAACCACGGCGUCGGCCUUGACGUGGUGCACGUAUGUCCUGGCACAAAGGCCAGACCUGCAAUCGCGUCUUCGAGAAGAGAUCCGAAACAACAUAUCCUCGAUGAGUACACCUGUGUCCUCGACAGCCUUGGAGUCUAUGCCUCUCCUCAACGGCGUCUGUGAAGAGGUAUUGCGCCUCUAUCCCACUGUACCAUUGACCAUUCGUGAAGCUCAAUGUGACACCACUAUGGCAGGCAUCCCUAUUCCAAAAGGGGUUGUCGCACUUAUCGUCCCAUAUGCCAUCAACAGACACCCCUCGUACUGGGGAGAAAACGCGUCUGACUUCGUUCCCGAGAGAUGGAUCGAUACUGGUAAAGACGGCACACAGCGGGCCAACAAGCAUGGAGGAGCUCACAGCAAUUACUGCGAAACUACCUUCUUGCAUGGUCCUAGAUCGUGCAUUGGCAGGGACUUUGCCAAAACAGAAUUGAGAUGUGCCGUAGCUGGAAUCGUGGGAAGUUUCGAAUUGGAGUUGCUGGAGCCUGAAAGAGAAGUGGUAAUUGGGGGGACAGUCACUACCAAACCAGUAGGUGGCUUGAAGCUGAAGUUGCGACGUGUGCCUGGAUGGUAA